Molecule: messenger RNA, 1098 nt
Organism: Asparagus officinalis (garden asparagus)
Lineage: Eukaryota; Viridiplantae; Streptophyta; Magnoliopsida; Asparagales; Asparagaceae
Product: UPF0301 protein TC_0483
Exons: 2
Coding region: 100-1002 (300 amino acids)
Source: RefSeq, a predicted model, not a curated record
GAGCCUGCCACUAUAUAUAUCCACCCAACUCGAUAACCUCUCUUCAUCAUCGGCGUCGUCAUCAUCGUCAUCAACAACAGAGGAACAGGCUUGAGAUCAAUGGAGGCAUCUUGUUUCUUCACCCCUAAAACUUCUUUCAACAAGACCUUAAAUCUUGUUCCAUCCAUCAGGACGCAUCCGUCGAUAUUUUGCAGGAAGAGGUUCGGGCAGCGCCUGCACGGGUUCGGAUCACCACCGCCACCACCAUCAACUUCUUCUGUGAUGGCUUCUUGCAGUUUGAGAUCAGAAUCACCGAGCGAUGACUACGAACCACUGAUCGAGUCGGACUGGCGAUCAUUCCGAGCUAGGCUCGUUGCGGGUGAACAAGCUUCAGCCCUAGCACCUCAAAGUGUCGAUCAAAUUCCGACACCUUCGAUACUUGGCGAUAAAUGGGCUCACCCUCUCUAUGAGCCAGAAAAGGGAUGCCUUCUUAUUGCCACAGAGAAGCUCGACGGAGUGCACAUUUUCGAAAGGACCGUAGUCCUCCUCCUCUCCACGGGCCCAUUAGGCCCAGUUGGUAUAAUUCUCAACCGGCCCUCUCUUAUGUCCAUCAAAGAGACUCGAUCCACGGACUUGGACAUCGCGGGCACAUUUUCGAACAGCCCAUUAUUCUUCGGUGGGCCGCUUGAGGAGGGAAUAUUCUUAUUGGGCCCCCGAAAAGGCAGCCCGAAUGACGGGGUCGAAAAUAGUGGGGUGUUUGAGGAAGUAAUGGCUGGAUUGUAUUAUGGGACUAAAGAAAGUAUAGGAUGUGCUUCUGAGAUGGUUAAGAGAAAUGUCGUAAGCGUGGAUGAGUUUAGGUUUUUUGAUGGGUACUGUGGGUGGGAAAAGGAACAAUUGAAUGACGAGAUCAGGGCUGGGUAUUGGAAUGUUGCGGCUUGUAGCCCAGAUGUUGUGGGCUUGGCAACUAGUGUUGGACUGUGGGAGGAAGUUUUGGGCCUUGUUGGUGAGAGGAAAGUGAUGUGAUUUAUUCACAUUUGGUGUUGAUGCGUUUAACGUCGUAUGUACAUGUAACUUUCUCUUUAGCAAGUGAAUAGAAUCACCAAUUUCAUGAUUAUCUAA